GUUCACCGUCAUGAGAGAGGGCUGAGUUUAGUCGAGCGCUCCGGCGAAAACAAGACUCGGUCUUAAGAUGGACGCUGAAGUGGGCCUAGAGAGUGGACUCAGCCAGAGAGAGAAUAAAAGGUCCCUCAAAGACUCAAUGAUGGACGAGGAGGAGCUGGAGAGGCUCUACAAGGAACCAAAAGGCUUGCUUAACAAGCAACACUCUGGCAACAGCGGAGCUGAGCCUGCACUCUAUGGAGCAGAGUCCUCCAGCUUCCUCCCUGCUUCUCCUGUCUGUGUGCCACAAGCUAGAUGGGAAAUAAGAACAGGAGGAGAGGACUUCCAAGACAAGUUGCUGCAUUUGUGUUGUACAGCAGAGGGCAGCAUUGAUCAGGCAAGUCCAAGCUCCAUGUUGGAGUACUUGGUGUAUCUAGAUAACCAGCACAACAUGGCAGACUGUCCCAUUACCACGGCUAUCACCCCUCCUGCCACUCCAGUGAGCCACAGGCCAUGUCCGUUCAUACCUGUUCCUAGUUCAGUGAUACCUUCUACAUUGAGCUCUGUAGUUCAUCCCAUGGUAUCCAGCCCCAUGACUGACACCUGUACUCCCAUUAGUUCUUUGUGCUGUGUCACCGCUUCAGACAGGGACACUCUCAGAUCAACAUCCAGGGGUCCUGGCUGCUCGAAACCGGAUCCUGUCAGUGCUGCAGCUCACCUGCACCUGUUGGGGGAAUCAUUGUCCUUGAUUGGACACCAUCUUCAGGAGACUAAUAAAAUGGUGAGUGUGUCGAGUAGCUUGUCUCUACUCUUGGAUUCUCUGCUGUGUGCCCUGGCUCCUCUGAUCUGCCUCACCACAGAGAUACCAGAGCUGCAGAGCGACACACAACACACACUGGCCUCCACACUGGAAAACAUUGCCUAUGUGAUGCCCGGGAUGUGAGUGAUCAUGGCAGCUCUGCUAGCAGCUAGGAUGUUCAAAAAUGCUGAAAGACAUUGUAGGUUAGUUUACAGUUGAAAAAUAAGUAUAUUAGUUAUUUUGUUCGAAAAACAAUAUUUGCACUAUAAAGAUGUUUUAGUUUUGUCAUAAAUAUGCAAGUUUACCUUAUUUUGUUAAUUCUUUUUAUUGUUUUGGUAAUUCAUUUCAAAGAUUGGUGUGAAGGUUGAAUUUUGUAAUUUUCUUUUACUGACAAGACCUUCUGUCAGUGUCCCUGGACACAUUAAAAGUGUCAAAUUAUAUUUUUACUGCUUCACAGUGUCAUUGAUCAGGCAUCACAUAGAUUAUUAUGAAACAUGAUGAAACUUUAAUUGCUCUAAAAAUCAAUAUAUUCAACAUCUGUAAAUGUAUUUCUUGAUAAUUAAAGUUGUCAAAAUAAUGCAUUAAUUUCUACUAAUUAUAGAAAAAAAAGCAGAUUAAUGGUGCUCUAUGAUGCCCCUUGAUCCUGUUCGUCACUGAUCAUACAACUGUCCACAGCUUGCAAACUUGAUGGAAGCAGAAGGCUGUUCGGCCCAGUGAAUGGAAAAUCAAUUGCCGAAAGGAAUUUUUGUACCAUUGGAGAACCUCGAGCCUGAAAUAUCACGUCAGCGCAAAAACAUUUUAUUAUUAUCCCUGAUGGAGAACAUGCCCCAUGCCAUGCAGGACACUAAUGACACAGACCCAACCCUUUAUGAGACUUGCACCAUGUCCUGAGUCUAUUCAUUCCAAUGGAAAAAGUGAAUGUUCGAUUAUGACCGAUUCUUUUGCCCCAUAGUCACUGAAGUAAAUAUUGGAGCAUUUUUCACAGGCCACAUAUCAUCUGAACAUUGUGACAUUAAAAUGGCAUUUUUUAGACCGACAAAUGAGUAGAAACUAAACUUCGUUUGACACCUGUCUCUGUCUCAGCAACACAUUCUUGCAAGAUCUGGACAUUUGGAGCUAGCGUAAUAAGCUAGCAGGUAAAAACGAGCGGCGACAAAAAGCACAAACAUUAAAUUUGUACUGUAUCUAGCGUUGUAUUGUUUUGACAGGGACGAGCAAUAGUCCAUUAGUAAUGUAUUAGUACGAGAAAUGGCCGGUGGGGAUCAGGGUGAGUGGCGACUUGUGCACACUUUGGAGACAAGAAGUGAAUACCAUUUCAUACCACUGGUGCAGCUUGUAAUGGUUAAUAAUGUGAAUCAACUGUCGAGCAUCAUGUCAAACGUUUCUCAUGAUUUUGUGAUGUUGUUUCUUUUUUAUCUUUAGCAAGUACUAAUUUGUGAAUGCCCGUCUGUAUGACCUACAGUAGUCCUCUUUGAUUUACUUUACAUUGUAAACUUGUUGGUCUCGUGCCCUCAUUCCUGACUGGGGAUGACAACUGCAACAUAUCAAAACAUUUACAGGCAUAUUUUCCCAGUUAUCGACCUUAAAGACUAAACCCUGAAGCUCAUCCACGAGUUUUGACACU
Molecule: messenger RNA, 2399 nt
Organism: Chelmon rostratus (copperband butterflyfish)
Lineage: Eukaryota; Metazoa; Chordata; Actinopteri; Chaetodontiformes; Chaetodontidae
Exons: 8
Coding region: 68-919 (283 amino acids)
Source: RefSeq, a predicted model, not a curated record